Sebastes umbrosus (honeycomb rockfish) is the source of this 1730-nucleotide messenger RNA. Its product is annotated as post-GPI attachment to proteins factor 2-like. Bases 594 to 1358 code for a protein of 254 amino acids. The transcript is spliced from 6 exons. The record is from RefSeq and is a predicted model, not a curated record. Gene Ontology annotation, cellular component: endoplasmic reticulum membrane; Golgi membrane. Lineage: Eukaryota; Metazoa; Chordata; Actinopteri; Perciformes; Sebastidae. Gene Ontology annotation, biological process: GPI anchor biosynthetic process.
GGAAAACCCAGAAGAGUUAACCCUGAAGUUACCUCGAUAACGUCAAUCCUGCUUCUUAGUACAGGCCUUUGUUCUCCUAAUAACAAUCAAGCAAUAUUUGUUUUUACAUUGUGGCUAAUUAUUGUUAAGAGACGCGUUUUAUACAUUCAUUUAAGUGAUCUGUGCAUCAUCUGUGAUAGGCUGCGCCGCCUGGACGCAGCAUCCUCAGCUCUCCUCCGCUGCUUUCUUCUUCCGGGGUGCUGAUGUUGUUCAUGCUCUCACUAGAGGCUGUUCCUCCUGCUAUCUGUCGCACAAGGAGGAGGAUGCUCCAUCCGCAGGCCUCUCAUCUUCUCCUGGGAACAUUCAGAUGAAAUUUAGGGGACGCAAAAAAAACUGUUGGAUGAUCCUGCAGCUCCUUUUAAGCUAUAUGCUCUCUAUCUAUCUAUCUAUCUCUCUAUCUGUCUAUCGUUGUUAUCCGGAGCAUUCAGGUCCAUUCUGCUGCCUGAUACCAUGACUAUUGUUAUUAUUGUAAUAGCUUAGCUAUUGACAAGCCAAGUGGAGGGCAGUCUGUGUUGCAAUUAUUGGUAAACAGCAAAAACCAAGUGGAGACCAAGAUGCUACAAGGCUCCGGUAUCUUGGGGCAUGAGAGGCCGCUGAUCAUCAGGGUAUCAUUCAGCACCUUUGUUGUGGCUACUGUGUGCCUACCACUGCUUGGACUAAUAACUUGUGUCCUCAUAUCCUCUGUUUUUCAUUAUGAGGACUCUACUGGUACACAUUGCCAGGUUCCUAAUUACCUGCCAUCUAUCAGUGCCUCAAUAAGCCUGAGUCCUGAGUGCCACAUAUGGCGGUUUUGUAUCGGACUGCACUCAGCGCCGAGGCUCCUGGUGGCGUUCACCUACUUCAGGUUUUACAAGACACGUUUUGCCUCGAGGUUCCCUGAGAGUUCACUCAGUCGCUUCAACCUGGCCUUUUCUAUUUGUGAAAACCUCGGCCUCCUGCUUCUCACAUAUGUAUCAUCCAGUGAAACAUACUUUGUACAUAAGGAAGGUUUUGUGCUCUUCCUUGUCAGUUCCAUUAUCUACAUGCUGAUAACCUGCCGUUUAUGGAAGACUAUUAAGAAGUAUUCAUUAAAUCCUGAGGAUGCCAAGUCUCACCAUUGGAAAGUGCGCUUCUUACUUCUCAACGUAUCCUUCUGUGCUUUGGCCGGAUUCUUUUAUUGGAAACACAACAUGUACUGUGAAUCGGGAAGUUACACAUUAUUUGCCCUGUUUGAGUAUCUGGUAGUCUUCUCCAAUAUGGCCUUCCAUCUCACAGCAGUGUGGGACUUUAAGAGCCGGGAGGUCCUGGUCGUUUCAUCCUCUGAAGAUAAAGACUUCUGACUAGAAACUCAAGCACAACGUGCUACAUGUACAAAUACACAGCCGCCUGAUGUUAACAGCCUUGAUCAUACACAGGAGGAAGAGUGGGAUGAAGGCUUAUUCCAUAUAUUUCCAUGAUGACGGGUCUCAAGUCCUUAGCGGGUGUAGAUGUCAGACAAGUUUGAACAAAAGAUAUGCACAUGUGCUACUGUACGGUCAAUUCAGUGAGCUGUAAGUGCUUUUUUUGCCUCAGUGUCUCAUUCAUGGAUGCCUUCGCCCACAUAAAGUAUUUAUGUAAUGUGAAAUUUCAACUUUUGUACGAUGCACAAAAAAAAAACAUGUGGUCAUACUGUAUGUGUGCCAAAGUAAAGUGACGUUUUUUUUUCAAGUGUU